Molecule: messenger RNA, 3712 nt
Organism: Cyprinodon tularosa
Lineage: Eukaryota; Metazoa; Chordata; Actinopteri; Cyprinodontiformes; Cyprinodontidae
Gene: raver2
Product: ribonucleoprotein, PTB-binding 2
Exons: 16
Coding region: 117-2759 (880 amino acids)
Cellular component (GO): cytosol
Molecular function (GO): mRNA binding
Source: RefSeq, a predicted model, not a curated record
UGUUUAUUCGAGGUUGUUGGGACGCACACGCCUCCCACCUGCUCCUCAGCUUUCUCUCUCUGCCUCUAUUCUCUACCUCUCUCUCUCUUUAAACACUUUUCUCUCAGCUUCCCAAGAUGGCGGCAGCCUCGUCCAUCCAGCCGCCGAUCGUUCACUCUUCUCUCACCCGGGACAGCGCACUCUCCCCGGACAUGGACAGCCCCGAAAGCAGGCAGCCGGAGGAUGAGGAGGCGACGGCGGCCGCAGCGCAGCCCUCCGAGUCCUGCGUCUGCCUCCGCGACCUGCCGGACCUAGAGCCGGAGGAGAUCGAGAGGAGGCUGGCCAAAACUCGCAGGGAGCUGAGCAACAGGAGGAAAAUCCUCAUCAAAAACCUGCCGCCCGACACCUCCAACCAGGAAGUCCAUGAAAUUCUUAAAGAAUAUGAGCUAAAGUACUGCUUCGUGGACCGCAACAAAGGCACAGCCUUUGUGACUUUGCUGAACGGGGACCAGGCUCAGGAUGCCAUCCGCUCCCUCCACCACAGCACUGUCCGAGGACGCCUGAUCAACGUCACGCUGCAGCCCACAGAUUCCCUGCUCUGCCUCACCAACCUGCCCCACACCUUCACGGCGCAGCAGUUCGAGGAGUUGGUGCGUUUGUAUGGAAACAUAGAGCGCUCCUUCCUGGUUUACAGUGACCUAACGGGCCACUCCAAGGGAUAUGGGUUUGUCGAGUACAUGAAGAAGGACUCUGCUUCAAGAGCCCGCUCGGAGCUGUUGGGUCGCCCUCUGGGGGAUCGGUCGCUGAUGGUGCAGUGGAUGGAUGUCAACCAGCUGAGCCAGGAGGAGAACCUUCAUUCAAAGUGUUUGUGUGUCGACCGGCUGCCUCUUGACCUCUGCGACUCCGAGGAACUCGCUCAACUCUUCUCUGAAACAUAUAAACCAAUUUUCUGCCAGCUCGCUCAGGAUGAAGGGAGCUCGGUGAGAGGCUUUGGUGUGGUGGAGUAUGAGAGCGCAGAGCAGGCUGAAGCCGUGCUGACUGAGAUGGACCGAACUCUGGUGGGCGGGCAGGAGGUUCGUCUGUCGCUUUGCACCCCCGGCACCUCUGGGAGAAGUACCUUGGCUGCUCUCAUUGCCGCCCAGGGAAUGAUUCUCAGUAACAGGAAAGGCUUACUACCAGAACCGAACCUGGCUCAGCUGUUGACAAGUAUGACCAAUCCAGCUGCCCUGCAGAUCCUUAUGAGGCCCUACCAGGGUGGGAAAAGAGGAGGAAAGUACGGGCGUAAUGCCGGCCUGCCCUUCCUCAGACCUCCUCUCACUGCGGCUCUGCUUACGCUGGGAAAAGCUCACCAGAACGCCAUGGUGGGUAACGGACUAGUCCUCCAGAACCUCCUGCACAUGCAGCUCGCACAGCAGCAGCUUCUUCACAUCAAAGACAAGCGAAUCAGCAGUGUCACCAGUCUGCUUGGAGACCCUUCCAGGCUGCUGAUGCAGAAAGCUCUGUCUCUGAGGCCUCCAGGUCUCCUAUCACUGGGUAAAGGCAUCUUAGGUGACUCUCCUACAGAGCUGCUCCAGGAGCCUGUGCCAUCAACUACCCACAACUCUGCAGUAGUGGCUUCAGCAGCCGGGGUGAUGCCGUUUCUUCAGGGUCGAGGAGCAGGAACAGGAGGAGGAGACCAUAACAUCUCCCUGUCUGUGUCAACAGCCCCUUCUGCUUCCUCCUCUUCCUGUUCCACCUCCUGCGACAGACAGCCGGCUCCUCCUGGGACGUUGGGGAGCUCCCAGCCACAGGGACAGAGCUACUCUUUGGGUAUAAGUAACUCAGGCCUUGGCCCGCCUCCACCUAAACCCCCUGGAGGAGUGUAUGCAUCAUCCGGCCAGCACAACAGCUCAGAUGGUAACAGUCUGACUAACAUGGUAAACAGUGGACAGAAUUCUCUAUUAGGCGAUCCUCCUAAAGAAGUCAGACUUCCCUCUAAUCCAUACCUGAACUUGGCCAGUGUGAUGCCGGGAGUCGUUCUGCAAAACUCCGUGGCUAAUAAGCCUCAGGGAGGACAGCCAGGCGCCGGGGUGUAUGGGAACCCGGUCGCUCCCAUGGUCUCCCAGGGUUCGACCUCAUUCUCCCACAGCGUCGCAGCUACCACACCCGCCCCGUACAGCUCUGACGCCUCCUCUGACUUCACCCAGUACAACCAAGCGUACACACAGGAGGCCAUGCACCAGUGGUACCAGCACUACCAGGCAGCACAGGCCCACACCUACGGUACCGCUGCCCCACAGGACGGCGCAGCUGCAGACUACAGCAAGGAGCAUGCACAGGUUCCUGCUGCCUCCACCUAUGGGGAUUACACCACCUACAUGCAGGCUGUGACUCAGUACUACUCCCAGCCUCCAACAACAAACCAGGCCUUCGCCAGCAAGGAAGUAGAGGUGUGUAAGUCUCUGGGAGUCCCUCUGCAUGCAGUCAGUAACGGUCCAGCACCUCCUGCAGCGGUUCUGCCUGCCACAGCCGUGCUCCCAGCCUACAGCGCCCUUCCUUUAAUGCCUGGCUUUCUCGGAGCACCACAUCCCCCUCCAGCUGGUCCCAGCUCUGUCACGCACGCUCACACGGCGGCCACAGACUGGAACACGUACUACUAUAACCAGACCCGGGGGAUAAAGAGGGACUACCCUCAGCUUGCAGUGCAGGAGGCGCCGCCAUCGGAGAGUGCGUAUAUCGGGCAGCACUCCCAGGGCCUGGGAGGCCAGUACGCCGACUACUUUAAGAGGAAGAGGCUGUAGAGUACACCAAAUGACCUUAAAGCCCACAGCUCCAGGGGGAGACACAAACCAGCUGGAUGUCACGGCUCCCUCUAGUGGCCUUUUCUGUGGCUGCCAUUUUGCAUCCCUGCAGUAGGUGUGGAGUUAUGUCAGAUCAGGGCUGCAGAUGGCUGGAUUGAAAACAAGCCAUAGUGCUCUUUGAUUUCCAAACUUUAGUUCACUCUUUCACAGUAUUUGCUUUUGUCUUGUUCAAGCCUUAAUUAUUUAUCUUAAAUGUUUGUUUCUAUGUCCCUGUUCCUAACUAAUAUUAUCCUGUACAGUUUUUCCAACAUAAUCCAAACUAAAGUAGAUUAUAUCUGUGUGUAGAAGCUGCUUUUUUUAUUUGCAGGCAGCUGACUUUUCCAGAUGCUGAAACUGCCCAAACAGUCGGUCCUCUCUGCGUCUUUUUUUUUUUUUGUUGUUAAAGAAAAACUCAGAUUUGAUCCGUUUGUUCUAGCUUCACUGCCUUUUAUUACCCAGGAUCCUCUCUAAACCUACCUAAGGGAUGUGUGCGUGUGUUUGCGUUUUGCUUUGCUGUUAUCAGUAGGAAGUGUCAGCCAUUUCUCUCCCAGGUGUUGGGAGCACAUCAGGAAAUAAAAGGGUCUAAACCAAUCAGAGCCCUUAAAGGAAAAGUCGGGUCAGAUUCAGAAUUCAAACUUCUGAAAGUACUUUAAAUAUAGAAUUAUUACAAAACUGUUAAAUAAAUGAUAAGUGUUUUAAUUAAUAGUAAUUUUUAAUUUGAAUGUGAUUUAUUGGAGACAUCCAUGUUUGUCAAAGAACGCUAUUGCCACCUACCAGUUUGUGACGUCAUAGUGCCGUAUCGGCUGUUGAACAAGUCCCAGUGCUUUAUCUGGUGUUUGUCACAAUGUGCUAUUAUCCAAUCAUCUUGAAAACAUUCUUCUUUGAAAUGUUAGUUAUAUAUUAUUUUUCUCUGG